Messenger RNA from Aspergillus glaucus CBS 516.65, 525 nucleotides. RefSeq names its product acylphosphatase. The transcript is spliced from 5 exons. Bases 165 to 470 code for a protein of 101 amino acids. Gene Ontology annotation, molecular function: acylphosphatase activity. NCBI's taxonomy places the organism in Eukaryota, Fungi, Ascomycota, Eurotiomycetes, Eurotiales, Aspergillaceae. The record is from RefSeq and is a predicted model, not a curated record.
GGCAGUUCUUGGGGAUCAAUUGACUCGUAACUAGCUAUUUUAAGCAAUGGUGCCUCAGGCAUUAAUGACUAAGCGGGACAUCAAUUGAGAUGAUAUCACGAGCAUCAAAAGCAUUCUCAACGAGAUACUGAAUUGAAAGAUACCCAGCUGCACACAUAACCACCAUGUCUGCUCAACGAAUUGCAUACAAAGUCCACGGCACAGUUCAAGGUGUCGGAUACCGUGACUACACACAAAGACGCGCCGCUGAAUUCGGCCUCAAGGGCUGGGUGAAGAACACCUCUGACGGGCUGGUCGAAGGCGAAGCCCAAGGCGAUCAGAACUCCGUACAGAAACUCAUCCAGGAACUAGGCAAGGGGCCUCGUCUGGCACAUGUGACAAAGCUGCAGAAGAAGGAUAUCACGCCUGAAGAGGGGGAGAAUCACUAUGCUGUGAGACAGACGUCGGAUUCGGUAGUUAGUUUUGAUUAGCUUUGAUGCUCUAGUAGAGUCUGUGAAAUGAUCAAUGGAGCAUUAUGAAUCAUGU